Erythranthe guttata (spotted monkey flower) is the source of this 1155-nucleotide messenger RNA. RefSeq names its product nifU-like protein 2, chloroplastic. Gene Ontology annotation, molecular function: iron-sulfur cluster binding; iron ion binding. Gene Ontology annotation, cellular component: chloroplast stroma; mitochondrion. Gene Ontology annotation, biological process: iron-sulfur cluster assembly. The record is from RefSeq and is a predicted model, not a curated record. Lineage: Eukaryota; Viridiplantae; Streptophyta; Magnoliopsida; Lamiales; Phrymaceae.
AUGAAUUGAUUCAUCUGCUGCAACAGAAAAUCAAUUUUGAGGCGCACCGCAUAACAAUGGCUACUAAUAAUUAUUACCCCUCUUCUUACUAUUGCAGCCUCCACCACAGUUUCGACCCCUCUUCUUCUCCUUCAUCUUCCUCCGCCGCCGCCGCUCUAUUCCGUCGCCCUCCUCCCAACAAGGUUCCUAGACUUUUGGGCAAUUCGAGGAGGGUUGAUCUGGUACGCCAGACCUCAUGGCAUCACCGUGGAAUUCGUUUGCCUGGUGGUUCCCCUUCUCCAGGUAUAAAGGCGGUUACUGUGCCUGAUCCAGCUUUGGAGUUCCCUCUCACAGAAGAAAAUAUAGAGUGUGUGUUGGAUGAAAUUCGCCCUUAUCUCAUAGCAGAUGGGGGCAAUGUUGCACUGCACGAGAUAGACGGAAAUGUGGUUAAGUUGAAAUUACAAGGAGCGUGUGGCUCCUGCCCUAGUUCUGUCACAACGAUGAAAAUGGGAAUUGAGCGCCGUCUGAUGGAGAAAUUCCCUCAAGUUGUUGCCGUCGAGUCAAUACCAGAUGAAGAAACUGGCCUUGAGCUAAAUGAAGAAAACAUCGAAAAGGUACUCGAAGAAAUAAGACCUUACCUUGUUGGAGCUGCUGGUGGAGAUUUAGAGCUAGUAGCAAUCGAUGAACCAAUAGUUAAAGUGCGAUUAAGUGGUCCUGCAGCUGGUGUAAUGACUGUUCGAGUGGCUGUGACUCAGAAACUCCGAGAAAAAAUUCCAUCAAUCGCAGCGGUACAGCUUUUGUCAUAAAAUAUCAAUCAAAUAUCUCGUAAUCUAUUAAAAAGAAAAGGAAAAAAAGAUCUCUUAAUGUCAAGUAUAGGCUUUUAAUUGUAUACUUCUUGAAGCAACAGGUUGCUAGAAGGAUACAAGAAGUAUACUUACGUUUGAUGUAUCCACUUCUAUAUAUAACUCGAUGCAGUGUACAUAUUUGUGUGAGCCUCAUUCUUUCAUGUUGUUUCAAUGUGUUUUUCGUUUCGGGAACUAUUCCUAUUUUUCCGUUCCAAUAUAUUCAGACAGCUUGAUGGGACGUCUGGAUGGUGAGUUCAAGUCAAUUUGAAGUGUAUGUUGUACACAGAUCUAACAUUCAUCUACAUCAAUAUCGACGUGCAUUUUUUGUGAA